AUGAGCUCAACCCGACCGCGUCCUCCACCCACACUCAGCGCACCAUACAACCCCCCCCCAGACCAUGCCACCUGGCGCACCGCAGUUAUCACCGACCUCCACGCCGCCAACACUAUCGUCAAAUACGGAGCACAGCUCAUCAAGAUCUCCGACGACCGCGACUGGAGCGAAGCAGAGUUUGAACAGGCAGCUGCGCUGGAGGAGGCUGCAGGAGAGCUGGAAGAGAGGCUAGGACGACAUCAAAACGUGUUUUCACAGGUCCAGAUGGUGGCGGCGAGGAGGGAGUUGUGGGCGAAGGACUUGCCGAAGCUGGAGGCAAGAAGGAAGGAUGUGGCAGAUGUCCUGAGGGAUUUGGAAAAUGCAUUGAAGGCUGCUGAGGGAGAGGAGGGGGAAAAUAGGGAGAGACCGAAGUAUUUGCCGCCCCCCUUUAUAGAGGAUACGGUGUUGAGGGUGGGAAGCCUGGGGAGUAGAGGGAGGCGGUGA
Messenger RNA from Morchella sextelata, 483 nucleotides. RefSeq lists its product as uncharacterized. Bases 1 to 483 code for a protein of 160 amino acids. The record is from RefSeq and is a predicted model, not a curated record. The transcript has a single exon. Lineage: Eukaryota; Fungi; Ascomycota; Pezizomycetes; Pezizales; Morchellaceae.